Molecule: messenger RNA, 1314 nt
Organism: Aureobasidium namibiae CBS 147.97
Lineage: Eukaryota; Fungi; Ascomycota; Dothideomycetes; Dothideales; Saccotheciaceae
Product: eukaryotic translation initiation factor 3, subunit 6
Exons: 3
Coding region: 1-1314 (437 amino acids)
Biological process (GO): translational initiation
Cellular component (GO): eukaryotic translation initiation factor 3 complex; nucleus; cytoplasm
Molecular function (GO): translation initiation factor activity
Source: RefSeq, a predicted model, not a curated record
AUGGCCGCUACCGCCGACGCUGCUAAGCAGCACUCGAUCCUGCCUACUCUGAUCCCCCACCUCGACCGCCAUCUCGUUUUCCCUCUGCUGCAAUUCCUCGAGGACCAGGAGGAUGUCGACGAGCCCUCGCUCGAGCACAUCAAGCUCAAGUUUGAGCUGCUCAAGCACACCAACAUGACCGACUUUGUUGGCGACCUCUUCGCCAAGAUCAACAAUCUGGACGACAUCCCGGAAGAGUACGCUCAAAAGCGCGACCAGGUUCUCAAGAAGCGUGAGGACCUGCAAAACGAGUGCUCCAACAUCCAGGACCUGCUGGCCGAUACCGAAGUCAUCAACAACCUGCGCUCCGACAAGGUCCAGAACUUGAUCUACCUCAAGGAGAACCACGGCGUGACCUCUGAGAUGGUCGAUGCUCUGUACGAGUUCGGCCAGUUCCAGUACAGCUGCGGUGACUACAACAGCGCCUCGGAGCUGCUUUACCAAUUCCGUAUCCUUAGCACCGACAACGACAAGGUCUCUGCAGCAACGUGGGGCAAACUCGCCUCGGACAUCCUCACCACCAACUGGGAGUCCGCUAUGGAGGAGGUACAAAAGGUCCGCGAGAACAUCGACUCGCGCCUGUUCAACAACCCCCUGGCCCAACUCGAGCACCGCAGCUGGUUGAUCCACUGGUCGCUCUUCCCCUUCUUCAAUUACGAGCCCGCCCGCGACCAGCUCACCGACCUCUUCUUCUCCCCCACAUACAUCAACACCAUUCAGACCGCCUGCCCCUGGAUCCUGCGUUACCUCGCCGCUGCUGUCAUCACCAACCGCAACCGCCCCGCCGGCAAGAACGGCCAGAACUCGUACCAGAAGCAGCUUAAGGACCUUAUCCGCAUCGUCAGACAAGAAACCUACGAGUACAGCGACCCCGUCUGCGAAUUUGUCAAGGCUCUCUACGUCGACUUCGACUUCGAGGAGGCUCAGAAGAAGCUCGCCGAGGCCGACGAGAUUCUGCGCAGCGACUUCUUCCUUGUCGCUACAAGCGACGCUUUCAAGGAUGCCGCCAGACAUCUCAUCUCAGAGUCAUACUGCAAGAUCCACCAGAGAAUAGACAUCAAGGACCUUUCCAAGCGUCUUGGUCUGUCCGAGGACGAGGGUGAGAAGUGGAUCGUCAACCUGAUCCGCGACACCCGCGUCGACGCAAAGAUUGACUACAAGGAGGGCACCGUUGUCAUGAACCACCCACCACAGUCAGUCUACCAGCAAGUCAUCGAGAGAACCAAGGGCGGUUUCUUCCGCACCCAGGUCCUUAGCGCUGCCGUUGCCAGGUAA